UCUCUCAGGGUGGAACCAGAAACCGAGCCUCAGUUCUGGGGCGGAACGCAAAGUAGGAACUCGAAAUCCGACCGGACAUGCGGCGGGUUACCAAGGAGACGGAGCAGCUGGCCAUGGCGGAGAACAGCUACAGCAUCCGACCGCCCUUUCAGCAGAGGUUCAAGGCGGCUGUUGUUAAAGGGAAGAUCAACACUGUGCUGAAGGAGGAGCUAACCAACAAGCUUUAUGAUCCAGAGGCUGUUCCCAUCCUGACCCAGAAGAUCGCAGAAAUGAUAAAAGCCCAAGUGAAAGGGUGUGCAUUUGAGCGAUAUAAACUGGUGGUGCAGGUUGUCAUUGGCGAACAGAGAGGAGAAGGAGUGAAGAUGGCUGCGCGUUGCUUCUGGGAUGCUGACACAGAUAAUUUUGCACAGGCAGUGUUCAUGAAUGACAGCCUGUUUUGUGUUGCUGCUGCCUUUGGCUGCUACCACUAUUAGGAAACCAAGGACAUAAUCAGAGCUGGUGCAAACCUUUCUGCAUGAAAAUAUUAUUUUUAUUCAUCUGUAAAAUAAUGUACCAUAAAUAAAGGAAUAUAGAGUGACUGUGUUCAGAGGAGUGCUCCUGGAGAUGUUGGGUUCGAUUGUACUGGAAUCAGACCGAUCUCUGAAUCAUAAUAUAGAAGAGAGAAAAAAUAAAUAAAUCAAUUAUAGUAUACGUACAUUGAAUAGAUUAAAAAUCGUGCAAAAAACAGAACUGAGGUAGUGUUCAAGGGCUCAAUGUCCAUUUAGGAAUCAGAUGGCAGAGGAAGAAGCUGUCGCCUUGUAGCACUCACAUCGACAGUGAUGAAAUGCUUUGAGAGGUUGAUUAUGACACACUCAGCGAUUCAGGAACAGCUUCUUCCCCUCUGCCAUCUGAUUCCUAAAUGGACUUACUACCUCACUUUUUUUAAUAUGCAGUAUUUCUGUUUUUGCACAUUUUAAAAUAAUCUAUUCAAUAUAUGUAAUUGAUUUACUUGUUUAUUUAUCAUUUUUUUAUUUAUUAUUAUUUUUUCCCUCUCUGCUAGGUUAUGUAUUGCAUUGAACUGCUGCUGCUAAGUUAACAAAUUUCACGUCAAAAGCUGGUGAUAAUAAUCCUGAUUCUGAUUCCUGAAUCGCUGUGUGUGUGCCUUCAGGCUUCUGUACCUCCUACCUGAUGGUAACAGUGAGAAAAGGGCAUGCCCUGGGGGCUGGAGGUCCUUAAUAAUGGAUGCUGCCUUUCUGAGACACCGCUCACUAAAGAUGUCCUGGGUACUUUGUAGGCUAGUGCUCAAGAUGGAGCUGACUAAGUUUACAACCCUCUGCAGCUUCUUUCAGUCCUGUGCAGUAGCCCCCCCAUACCAGAUAGUGAUGCAGCUUGUCAGAAUGCUCUCCACAGUACAACUAUAAAACUUUUUGAGUGUAUUUGUUGAAAAAUGAAACUUCUUCAAACUCUUAAUAAAGUAUAGUCGCUGUCUUGCCUUCUUUAUAACUGUACUAAUAUAUCGGGACCAGGUUAGAUCCUCAGAGGUCUUGACACCCAGGAACUUGAAACUGCUCACUCUCUCCACUUCUGAUCCCUCUGUGAGGAUUGGUAUGUGUCCUUUGUCUUACCCUUCCUGAAGUCCACAAUCAGGUUUAUUAUCACUGAAGCAUGUUGUUUUGCAGUUGCAGUACAGUGCAAUACUUUAAAAAAAUUACUAUAAGUUACAAUAACAAAGAUAAAAAAUAAUUAUUGUCCAUUCAGAAAUCUGAUGGUGGAGGGAGAAGCUGUUCCUGAAACAUUGAGUGUGUGUCUCCAGGAUGCUCUACCUCCUCCCUGAUGGUAGCAACGAGGAGUGGCAGCAUGGUAGUGUAGUGGUUAGCACAACGCUUGACAGUACCAGUGACCUGGGUUCAAUUCCCACCACUGCUUGUAAGGAGUUUGUACGUUCUCCCCGUGACAGUGUGGUUUCCUCCGGGUGCUUUAGUUUCUUCCCAUGGUCAAAACAUGCCAGUUAGUAACUUUAUUGGUGAGACCCGACGCAGACUGGGAGACCGCUAUGCUGAACAUCCACGCUCUGUCCGCCAGAGAAAGCAGGAUCUCCCAGUGGCCACACAUUUUAAUUCCACAUCCCAUUCCCAUUCUGACAUGUCUAUCCACGGCCUCCUCUACUGUAAAGAUGAAGCCACACUCAGGUUGGAGGAACAACACCUUAUAUUCCAUCUGGGUAGCCUCCAACCUGAUGGCAUGAACAUUGACUUCUCUAACUUCCGCUAGGCCCCACCUCCCCCUCGUACCCGAUCUGUUACUCAUUUUUAUGCACACAUUCUUUCUCUCACUCUCCUUUUUCUCCCUCUGUCCCUCUGAAUAUACCUCUUGCCCAUCCUCUGGGUCACCCCCCCCCUUGUCUUUCUUCCCGGACCUCCUGUCCCAUGAUCCUCUCGUAUCCCCUUUUGCCUAUCACCUGUCCAGCUCUCGGCUCUAUCCCUCCCCCUCCUGUCUUCUCCUAUCAUUUUGCAUCUCCCCCUCCCCCUCCAGCUUUCAAAUCCCUUACUCACUCUUCCUUCAGUUAGUCCUGAUGAAGGGUCUCGGCCUGAAACGUCGACUGCGCCUCUUCCUAUAGAUGCUGCUUGGCCUGCUGCGUUCACCAGCAACUUUGAUGUAUGUUGCUUGAAUUUCCAGCAUCUGCAGAAUUCCUGUUGUUUGCAGUUAGUAACUUAAUUGGUCAUUGCAAAUUGUCCAUUUAUUAGGGAAUUGCCGGGCGGCUUGGCCGGAAGUGCCGGAAGGACCUAUUUCACAAGCGGCCCGACUCGAAGGGCCUUAAGUACCUAUUUUGCAAACACGAGGAAACCUGCAGAUGCUGGGAAUUCAGGGAACACACACAAAAUGCUGGUGGAACGCAGCAGCUAUUGGAUGAAGUACAGUUGACAUAUCGGGCCGAGACCCUUUGGCAGGAUGAAAGGUCUCGGCCCAAAACAUCGACUGUACCUCUUCCAAUAGAUGCUAUCUGGCCUGCUGCGUUCCACCAGCAUUUUGGGUGUGUUGCCUAUUUUGCAAGCGACCUGGUUCAAAGGGUUGGAAGGACCUAUUUUGCAAGCAGCCCAGCUUGAAGGGCCGGAAGGACCUAUUUCACGGGCGGCCCAGCUCAAAGGGCUGUAUUUCAUGCCAUAUGUCAAUACAAUAAAAUAUUAAACAAUAUUAAAGAAGGCAUGUCCUGACUGGUUGUGGUUCUUAACGAUGCAUGCCGCCUUUUUGAGGCUUUGCCUAUUGAAGAUGGUUGGAGAGGCUGGUGCCCAUGAGAGAGACGACUAAGUUUACAACCCUCUGUAGCUCUUUCCGAUUCUAUGCAGUGGCCCCUCCGUACCAGACGGUGAUGCAACCAGUCAGAAUGCUCUUCACGGUACAUCUGGAGAAAUUUGCCUGAGUCCUUGGUGACGUACCAAAUCUCCUCAAAUUCCUGAUGACAUAUAGCCACUGUCGUGCCUCCUUUGUAAUUGCAUCAAUAUGUUAAGCCCAG
Messenger RNA from Mobula hypostoma (lesser devil ray), 3490 nucleotides. Its product is annotated as dynein light chain Tctex-type protein 2B-like. The record is from RefSeq and is a predicted model, not a curated record. Gene Ontology annotation, cellular component: cytoplasmic dynein complex; cytoplasm. Gene Ontology annotation, molecular function: dynein intermediate chain binding. Lineage: Eukaryota; Metazoa; Chordata; Chondrichthyes; Myliobatiformes; Myliobatidae. The coding region runs from base 78 to 473 and encodes 131 amino acids. The transcript has 5 exons. Gene Ontology annotation, biological process: microtubule-based movement.